CGCGCGAGACACCUCGACACCCCGCAACCCCGGUAACAGGCUAGCCGUACAGGCUGUUAGCUGCCCAAAAUAUCAAGCUGAAUGAAGCCCUUUGCUUUGUAUGGAAACCACUAGCAUCACUGACUGGGUUCAUGUUGCAUCGCGAUAAUGAGGAGCGUUAUUGUGCUGUCGCUACUGCUGCUGAACAUAAAUCAGGUAAUAUCAGCCCCCAAAGGCGUCACUGCCAGUCUUAAAGCCAAGUGGAGCAUGACGCCUUUCCUCCUGGAGACGAGCGAAUUUAUUGGAGAAGAUGGGAAUGAGAAAUUCUGGCAGUUUGUUGACACUGUAAAAGAACUUACUGUAUACAAGCACGGAGAGUCGGUGCGCUCGUACUACAACUUGAUCAUUAAGAAAGCCGGACAGUUCCUCACAGAUCUUCAAGUUAAUCUUCUCAAAUUUGCUCUUGCCCUGCGCUCCUAUUCACCAACUGUUCAUGCAUCCCAGCAGAUAGCCAAAGAUGAGCCUCCGCCUGAGGCUUGCCCAGCCUUUGUCUCCAUCCAUGGGCAACACAGCUGCAGCACCAAGGACAUCAAGAAGCUCCUUAAGGCAGCUGCAGGCAGGCCAAAACCAUAUUUAUACAAGAAUGAUCACACAUAUCCAGGGGUCAAUAAAACAGAUGUGCCAGUUGUGAUCUUGUAUGCAGAGAUUGGAACAAAGAAGUUCACCUCUUUUCACAAGGUGCUGUCAGAGAAAGUUGAAAAGGGCACACUUACAUAUGUGCUGCGUCAUUUUGUAGCGAAUCCAAAGCCUCAAAAGAUGCUUUUAUCUGGGUAUGGUGUUGAGUUGGCUAUCAAAAGCACAGAAUACAAAGCUGUGGAUGACACUGAAGUAAAAGAUUCAAAGACGGUUAUAAAUGUGGAGGAUGAUGAUAAUGAUGAAGUCCAAGGAUUCUUUUUUGGGACAUUAAAGAAAUCUCAUCCUGAACUCCAGGAGCAUCUUGUUGAGCUUCGCAAACAUCUUCUUGAGAGUACCAAUGACAUGGCCCCUCUAAAAGUGUGGGAAAUGCAAGAUUUGAGUUUCCAGGCAGCUUCUAGAAUCAUGUCUGCACCAAAGUUUGAUGCUUUAAAGCUCUUGCGAGAUCUCAGUCAGAACUUUCCAAGCAAAGCCAGAUCACUGACAAGAGUGGCUGUAAAGCAGGAAAUGAGAAAAGAAAUUGAGGAGAACCAAAAGCACCUCAGUGAGACCAUUGGUGUUCACCCAGGAGACUGUGAGCUCUUCAUCAACGGGCUGCACAUUGAUCUGGACAUUCACAAUCCCUUCAGCAUCUUGGACAUACUUAAGUCAGAGGCCAAGGUCUUAGAGGGUCUACAUAAUCUAGGCAUAAAAGGAGAACAUCAAGAUAAGCUGCUGAGAUUACCUGUGAAUGCUGUGGAUGACAGUUAUGCCUUAGAUAUCAGACACCCAGCUAUAAUGUGGAUAAAUGACAUUGAGAAUGACCUAAUGUACCGAAGCUGGCCAACUGGUGUACAGGAGCUCCUCAGAGCCACCUUUCCCGGAGUCAUCCGGCAGAUCAGACGCAAUUUCUUUAACCUGGUGCUGUUCUUAGAUCCACUGCAGGAAGAAAGUGGUGAGCUCGUGAAGCUAGCAGAGCUUUUCCACAAGCAUAAGAUCCCCCUGAGAAUUGGAUUUGUGUUUGUUGUCAACACCAAAGAUGAGAUUGAUGGCUUCUCAGAUGCAGGGGUUGGAUUUUACCGACUGCUGAAUUACAUUGCAGACGAGUAUGAUUUACCCCAGGCUCUGAUGUCUGUGGUCUCACUGUAUAGCAAAGUCGAUGUAGGGGAGACGCUCUCUGCGGAUACAAUAACUGCUUACCUAAAGAGAAAAUUCCCAAAAGCCAACUCUGAAAGGAUUCUAGGAGUUGAAUCAGAGUAUGAUGAUAAAAGGAAGGAUGGUGCGCUCUUCUACAAAAAGAGUGGCUUGGGUGCCCUGCCUUUGGCUUUAUUUAAUGGAGUCCCUUUGAGCCCUUAUGAGAUGGACCCAGAGGAGCUGGAAACAGUCAUCCUUCAGCGCAUAAUGGACACCACUACUGCCUUUCAGAGAGCUGUCUUUAUGGGCCAGUUAUCUGAAGGCUCAGAUGUGGUAGACUAUCUAAUGGAACAGGCCAAUGUGGUUCCCAGGAUGAACCCUCUUAUUUUAAGCAGUGACCGAAAGUACCUUGACCUCACAGCCACUCCAGUUGCAGAUGAUUGGGAAGACACAUAUAUGUUUUCUUAUGUGGACACCAGAGACAAAACGGCAGUGAUUGCUAAGAGAAUGAAGUACUUCACAAAUAGUGAUGAGGACGGGAUGACUCCUGUAACUCUGUGGGUAGUUGGGGAUUUUCAGAAGGUGUCAGGACGAAAACUCUUGCUCAGUGCUCUGAAACACCUGCAGAAGGCCAGUCCUGGAGUGCGUGUGGGGGUGAUAGAUAACCCCAGUGAAAAACCCUACGACGAUAACACUGUGCUGUACAAGGCUAUCUGGGCCUCUCUCCUCACCCAGAAGAAUAAGGCUGCGGCAGAGUUUGUGCAUAAACUCCUAAAAGAGGAGAGCAGCCAGCUCCUCCAGCAGGGGACCAAGAUGAAAGACUUACUGAUGCAGGGCAUGGAUAUGGAUGCCUUUGAGAAAAAAUUCAACACCCUUGAAGUUGAUUUUAUCCGCACUCAGCAGUUAUUCUGUCAAGACGUACUGAAACUCAAUCCUGGACAGUGUGCAGUGAUCAGCAAUGGGAGGAUCCUUGGUCCGUUUGAAGAGCAGGAAGAAUUCACUGUGGAGGAUUUCCACUUGCUGGAAAAGAUUACUCUGAGCGGUUCUGCAGAGAAAGUCAAAGCCAGAGUUAAACAGAUGGGAAUGAAGCCAAAGCAUGCCAGUGACUUAGUUAUGAAAGUUGAUGCCCUGCUAACUGCAGCCCCCAAAGGAGAAGUCAGAAGAGAUGUCCACUUUAUCAAAGACACCCACAGCGUGCUUAAUCUCUCUCCACGUGAGAACGAGGUGUUCUAUGAUGUUGUGGCAAUCGUUGACCCCCUCACAAGAGAAGCACAGAAGAUUUCCUCCCUUCUGACUGUGCUCAGUCAAGUGGUCAAUGUGAGACUGCAGGUGUUUAUGAACUGCAGGGCCAAGUUGUCUGAGAUGCCUCUCAAGAGUUUUUACCGCUUUGUUUUGGAGCCGGAUGUUAUUUUCUUGGCCAAUGACACAGUGUCUCCAGGGCCAGUUGCCCGCUUCAUGGAGCUCCCAGAAACUCCGCUCCUCACUCUUAAUAUGAUCACACCUGAGAGCUGGAUGGUGCAGGCAGUCCGGAGCCCGUAUGACUUGGAUAACAUCCAUUUGCAGGAGGUGAACAGGGUUGUGGCAGCAGAAUUUGAACUGGAGCACCUCUUGCUAGAGGGCCACUGCUUUGACCUGUCAACUGGCCAGCCUCCCCGUGGACUUCAAUUUACGCUGGGCAUGAGCCGAGACCCACUCAUGUAUGACACCAUUGUCAUGGCUAACCUGGGAUACUUCCAGCUGAAAGCAAAUCCUGGAGCCUGGAUCCUAAGAUUACGUAAAGGGAGAUCAGAAGAAAUCUAUCAAAUCCUAACGCACGAUGGAACUGAUUCACCCGCAGAUGCUGGUGAUGUUAUAGUUGUGCUGAACAGUUUCCAUAGUAAGAUCAUCAAAGUCAGGGUGCAGAAAAAGGCAGACAAGCUUGGCGAAGAUCUUUUAAGUGAAGCUAGUGAAAGCAAAGGCAUAUGGGAAUCCAUAGCAAGUGUUUGGAGCACAUUUGAGAAAAGCAUCACAGGUGGUGGCUCAAAGAAGGAUGACAGAGAGAAGAAAAAAGACGACGUUCUGAACAUUUUUUCUGUGGCCUCGGGCCAUCUGUAUGAGCGUUUUCUGAGAAUAAUGAUGCUGUCUGUGCUUCGGCAUACACAAACACCUGUCAAAUUCUGGUUUCUCAAGAAUUACCUAUCUCCUUCUUUCAAAGACACCAUCUCUCACAUGGUAGAGUCAUACGACUUUCAGUGUGAGUUAGUGCAGUACAAGUGGCCCCGUUGGCUCCACCAGCAGACUGAGAAGCAGAGGAUUAUCUGGGGAUAUAAGAUCCUCUUCCUGGAUGUUCUAUUCCCUUUAGCUGUGGACAAGAUCAUCUUUGUGGAUGCCGACCAGAUAGUUCGAGCUGAUUUGAAAGAGUUGAGGGAUUUAGACUUGGAGGGUGCUCCUUAUGGCUACACACCAUUUUGUGAUAGCCGCAGAGAGAUGGAAGGGUAUCGUUUCUGGAAAACUGGAUAUUGGGCGUCACAUCUGGGACACAGGAAGUACCACAUCAGCGCCUUAUAUGUAGUCGAUUUGAAGAAGUUCCGUAAAAUUGCAGCCGGGGACAGAUUACGAGGCCAGUACCAAGCCUUGAGCCAAGACCCAAACAGUCUGUCUAACCUGGACCAGGACCUUCCUAACAACAUGAUUCACCAGGUAGCCAUCAAGUCUCUUCCUCAGGAGUGGCUGUGGUGUGAGACAUGGUGUGAUGAUACCUCUAAAACCACUGCUAAGACUAUAGACCUGUGCAAUAACCCAAUGACUAAGGAACCCAAGCUGGUGGCUGCAGCGAGGAUUGUGCCCGAGUGGGUUGAAUAUGACAGGGAGAUCAAAGAGCUGCUGAGACGGGUCCAGGAACAGGAAGACACAACAACACAAAAACAGAUUCCUGCUGCCUCACAACAUAAAAAAGCAGACAACCACCGUGAUGAACUUUAGUGUCUGCCAGCACCACGCUGAAGAGGAAGGAGGCAGGCACCUUUUGCACACAGGCCACCUGUGAAGCUUGAAGACAGACAGUUCCAUCUAAACAUAGCCAUGGAGUGUUACAUCUCCAGCUGGAGGACGAUGUGAUAUUUUCAGAUGCCAUACCUGCUUCUGCACUCGGUACAUCUUAGAGAAUCAACACGUGGUGUAAUUGUUAACUGCCAGCCGUGAACUCGUGUUGUGCUGAGCACUACAGACACAUCUUGUUAAGUAAGUGGUUCCUGAAAAAUGAAGCUAAAACAGAGAGUAAAAGCGUGAGGCCAUUAAGGGGCUUUAUUAGGUAUGUGUUGAAGGACAAACAGUGGGCAUUUAUUGCACUGAUAAUGUGAGCAAAGAAUUAAAUUAGCAAAGGCACAUUUCUACGAAUCUAAUUUAACCUUUCUUUGAAAAUUUUAAAAGCUACUUUUACAUCUUCUUAAUUUAUAAUUAUGAAAACAUUAGGACUGAAUUGCCAAAUGAAAGUUUUUAAAAAUUGCUUUUCAAGUUGUUACAUAAAAAAACGAAAGUGUUAAACGUCUUUGCAUCUACACACCUGAAAUGUAAAGCUCCCCUCGGCAGACAUUUAGGAAACAACGCUUCUCCUGCAGCAGUCCCCUCUCCUAUUUUUGCCACCCAAUGAUGUACAGCAUGUUCUGAAGGAAGAAUUAUCCUUCAUUAUAUUAUAUUACUUUUAUUACCUGGCCCAAAAAGACCUGUAAUUGGCCACAGGCUUUUGUCCCUGCCUAGAUUUUCCAGUCCAGUUCCCUCUCAGACCACAGAAAUGACAACACACUGAAAGGUUUUUCUGGAUUUUCUGGAUACCAGAAAAGUUAUCUGCCCAAGUUACAAAUUUUAUCUUUGUUAGCUGCUUGUCCAAAGACAGGGGGUGUAUCUUCAGCUAUUCAGUUAUUUUUACAUUAUUUUGGGGGAUAAAAUAAUUUUUUUAACCGUACCAAACAUCGAAUAUCAGUAUACAAACUAUGCUGCUCUUGUAUUUCAAAGACUGCGACAUGGAUCGUAGGUGGGUGAAGGUGUAGUCUUUGUCCCAAGCACAUGUAGCUCUGUCAUCAGUUCUGUCCCCUCAGGUGUAGCCAUGCAUUCACCUCUAUGGUGCAAACCAUUGUUUUUUUCUUUUCUAUGAUUUAAGGUAACGUGUAAUGUCAAAAAAAGAAACUCUAAAAAGUUGUUUAAAAUCACUAAUUGUUCUUUUGAUGUUUUCUCUCGACUCCAAAAAUUAUUUUUUUACCAUGUGAUGAAAAAGUAUUCCCUCGUUAGAUGGUAAAGUAUUAACUUGUUUCUUAAGUUAUAUCUCAGUGUUUGAGUAAAAGCCCACAUUCAACCUGGAGAGGUGAAGAAAAACAUUUAGCUUAAAAAUAAAUGUAAAAGCAGAGCAGUACAACUGCUGCCAUCUUCGUGUCCCGUGCACACGCUGUGAGACAACUGAGAGCCAGGCAGGAAAAAAAAAGAGUGUGGUGUAACAUAUGACUUUAGUUCAGCAGCCAGGAGGGGUGUACUGUGAAGCAAGUUUAACAUCGCAAGGCUUUUUCUUUGCAUUAGCUCACCAUAAAAGCUAAAGCCUGAAUCAGAUAUAGUCAGAGUGUGAUGACAGUGGUUGUAAAUGUUAUUUGUUAGCCCAGGCCCUUUUACUUAGGCUUCAGGCCCGGGCCCACACUUAAGAAAGUGGACCAACUCACUUCAGCCAAGAUCGGGGUGUUCUCCAAAGGCAGGGGUUGGCUGCUUUUUACUUCUACUGCAAAUGCUCUUCUCUACAUUUUCAAGCUUGAGUACACAUUAUUUGCAAAUAAAUCAAUAAAUUAUCUUUUAUUGAAUGAAUUAAGGUAGCCUGCAAUUAAAUAAAGUCAUUACAGUAAUCUUUAUCUCCAGCUGCACCAUUAAACUGAUGUAAACAUUAAUCAGUUAAUAGGAUGUAUAGAAUUCUGAAAAGGGCCAUCCUGCAUAAUCAGUAUACAGUUUAUUUCUGGUAAAUUUGUGGUAGUCAUGUUCUUUCAUGAUUUUGAAAGCAGAGCACUGCUACUCUUCAGUGAAGGUCAAUAAAUACUUCCUUAGCCACUAAAAUAGUUAUUAAAUUGAAAAUAGGUUACAUUUGUAAUAUUGGCUCAAAAGCCUGGAAACUUUUUUUUAUACACCAGUUUUAAAAGAUGUGAUAGUCAACCAAUAAUCAAAUAACUGCAAUACCAACAGUAUAAAACUGACUUGGCAGCAAAUCAGAACCAGUCGUAAGGAUAUUUAUCCCACAGCAAGCGUCUAUGUCAUUCUUUAAAAACUUAUGAAAACAUGGCAGUCUUUACAGCAGCUUGUCAUUCAGAACUGUCAAAACUGUGAGCAGGUAAGGAGUGCAUUGCAAGUAGAGAGCCACCUUGGUGACAUUGAAAUCUCCCGUCUUUAGUGUCAUCAUUGUUCUAGUGCAUUCAUCUUGCUUUGUGGUACAUCCCUCAGGCGAGACUUUAAUAUUACGGAUGAAAAACUCCUCAUUUGCACACUUAAGGUCGCGGUUUAUGGAUGGUAGGGGAUUUUAAGUUAUUACAAUAUGUUUACAUGUUAUGAGUUAUCAACUUCACUGUACUUCUACAGUUUUUCUUUGUGUUUUUUGUUUCAAUUCCACAAUGAACCAGUUUUGUCUCAGGAAUCAACUGUCCCAAGAUCAGUGUUGCUGCUGGACUGAAGCAAACGGCAGAUUUUUCUGUCUUAAAAGUGAACAUUAAAGAAAACGGGCGCAGGAAGGCUGCUCUCAGGGCACCCAUCUUUCACUGUGCUGUGUCAAACUAAACUGUUUAUAUUACUGUUUGGUGGAUCAAGAAUAAACCUUUGCUACAAAA
Neolamprologus brichardi is the source of this 7610-nucleotide messenger RNA. Lineage: Eukaryota; Metazoa; Chordata; Actinopteri; Cichliformes; Cichlidae. The record is from RefSeq and is a predicted model, not a curated record.